Oryzias latipes (Japanese medaka) is the source of this 7779-nucleotide messenger RNA. It is a transcript of the gene kmt5c, whose product is annotated as lysine methyltransferase 5C. Gene Ontology annotation, molecular function: histone H4K20 methyltransferase activity; protein binding. Gene Ontology annotation, cellular component: nucleus. The record is from RefSeq and is a predicted model, not a curated record. Lineage: Eukaryota; Metazoa; Chordata; Actinopteri; Beloniformes; Adrianichthyidae.
GCGAGUGGGCGUGGCUACGCGCAGUUUGGUUGCAUCGGACGUCGCUUAUCAACUUUUGCAACUAGAGGAUUCUUGCGAAGCUACUUACUUAGCAGCUUUGAAAACAUUUACUCGACUCGAAUCGUGUGUGCUGUUGUGCACGACCGUGACCCGGGAGUCCGCUUUAGGAGCCGCGAUCGUCGGUAAAGCAGCGAGAAGCAGGCGAAGUGACGAGGAGACUCCAUUUUCGGAUGCAGCUCUGACUGAGGCUAGCUAGCAGCCCAGUGCAACUGCUCGCGAGGCUAGGCUAACUUUCCCUUCCAGGCGAACGGGGAGCUGCAGCAAGCAGAGCUGCCUGCGGUUAUUUGACGAUACUUUCGUUGACUACAAAAAGACUCCCAGCAUGCUGAUGGUGGGAGGCAAUGGACGGGUGCACUAGAAUGAGUGUGAAGGAACUGUGUGAGACCGAUGACCUGGCCACCAGUUUGGUGCUGGACCCUCUUCUGGGCUUCAGCACCCACAAAAUGAACAUCAGUCCCCAACCAGAGAUCCGGCGAUGGGGGAACCUGAAAGAAACCUUGUUGCGGUUCCAGCGCACGCACGACUUCAACGCUGCGUUCGAGGCCCUGACGGUGGGAGAACCGGCGGGCGACUUCUUCGGUGCUUUGGGAAGCCAUCGACAGGAGCUGCUGAGACAACAUGUCUACCGCUACCUCAGUGCCUUCCUGCUGGAUAGUGGCAUCAAGAUCGAGCCCUGCGACAGAUACUCCUCAGAGACGAACGGUGCAAAGAUAACAUCCACCAGGCACUGGUUUAUAGGAGAACGCGUGGAGGUCCUGUUGGGCUGCAUUGCAGAGCUGAGUCCGGCGGACAGUUGCUUUGUGACAGCAGGGGUCAAUGACUUCAGCGUCAUGUACUCCACGCGCAAACGCUGCGCUCAGCUGUGGCUCGGGCCUGCAGCUUUCCUUAACCACGACUGCAAACCAAACUGCAAGUUCGUCCCCUGUGAGAAAAACGUCGCCUGCGUGGAGGUGAUUCGACCCAUAUCGCCUGGGGAGGAGAUCACGUGUUACUACGGCGCCAGCUUUUUUGGCGAAGGCAACGAAAUGUGUGAAUGCUGCACCUGUGAAAGGAACGGGGAGGGUCACUUCAAACACAGAGGAAAACAGCCCGAAUGCGAGGAGACAAAGGAGCCCGGGGGCCAAAAGUACCGCCUGAGGGAGCGAUACCUCCGUCAUCAAAGGGAGAGAGGCCACUUUGCUGCGAGGCCAGUCACACCUGGAUUACACUCUGGCAUCUUCAAAGCCAUCCCGUCGAGGAACUCCUUCACCCAGCAGAUGAGGAGAAAUGCCCUGAAGAACAGAAAACUGACCCAAACCAAGACGUGGAGAGAGAAGCAGAGACUUUCUGGAAGGCGGGUCAAACGGUGUCAGACGGUCCCGCCUCUGUCGAACGUCACUCUGAAGAACCUCAGUAUCCGAGUCCGGCGCCACACGGUGGAUUUUUUACUUCACUGCAAGAAUCCCAAAAGCAAAGAAAGGGCUUUGCUUCAGGAACUGGAGGACAUGAACCUCAAAGGUCACUCCACCGGCGAGCAGAAUGGCAGCAGGGCGCUGAAGUUAAAACCUCUGACCCUCAACUCUUCCAGACCAUCCCAGCAGAAGACCAGAGAGGCCCUGAACAGAGCAGGUCUGGACAGGAAGCCCGUCAAAGUGGCGGGCAAGCCCACUCCUCCCGUCAGGUCCUCUUCCAGAGCAAAAAGUACGGUUGAGCCCACCACACAAACUCAGACUAUGAAUGCUGACAAAUCCAGCUGUGAAGUUACACAGGAAGAGAAGAAGACCGCAAUCGCAGAAGGUCAAAGCAACAAGAGCAGCAGUUCUGAGUCCUGCACCAUCACCGCGGACCAAACUCUGUCUGCCGAGCACAAAACCGUCAGGUCCUCCUCCCUGAUGGAGGUCUGUAAAAGCAUCACAGUUGGGUCAAAAAAGGCAGCAGACAAUCAAACGGUGUCUCUGAAGCAAUACGUCACGGUCAACCUGACCAGGUUAUCGGUGCCGCUGACUCCACUGGCUGCUGCUGACGCUAAACAAACGGCUGUGGUCUCAGGUUCAAGGAAACAGCGUCCCAGACCGCGGAGCAGAAAGCGGAGUUCCAGGUCUGACCGCUGCGCGGGUGAAGGGAACGGAGAGAAGAACGCAACGUUUAUCCAGACCAAAGACAGACUGAACUUACAGGAAACGGAGGUUUGUCACAAAAACAGGACCAAUACGGUUACAAAACCUUUGAAACAAAAGAGCCAGCAGGACAUCGAGAAAGAGGAAACUCUACCGCCGAGAGAAAGAAGAAACGAUCUGGCAAAUGUUGUCCAAUGUAAAGAUGAAUGCGACGUGAAAGCAAAAGAGACGGUUUUUGAAGACAAUGGUGGCGGAAAUAAGAUCAAAAGUGUUUGUAAGCAGAUUCCGAAGGUGUCGGAACAAAUCAAGCAGAACUUCAAGGAGCAGCCAGUUUGUCCAAAUAAGGAAGUUGUAAUAAAACGGGCAAAAGUUUUACUGUCAGAUAUUUUAGGGAAAGGUCAGUCGCUAAAAGAGAGAGUACUUUUGGAGAGUUUAAGGUCCUCGGUCUCCACAGAGACGCUAAGAGUCAAGGAAGAGCUAGAAGAGACGGAAAUAAACGGCAGCAGGUGUCUUCGAUCCUUAAGAAGGAAGACUGCGAGCGGUCAAAAGAGAAAUCUUAGACCUGCAAAAACAAAAGCUGACAGCAAACAAAGCAAGGGUGAAGCGCCAGCUUCAGCUAAAGCAGCGAUGAACCAGGAACGUUUCCAGCCUCAGUGUCCACAGAGGCAGGACGACCCAGUGACCUCCUGUCCCAGCCCGCUACCUCACAGAUCACCAAGUUUAGCAAAAGCUGCAACCAACCUAAAGACAGACACUAACCCGCAGCUGCACACGCAGUCCAACAUACCUCUGAAGAAACGCACGUUUCGCAGUUCCGUGGAAGUGGACACGGAGCAAAGUCGCCAUCCUGCCUGUGAGCAAAUUCCCCCCAAAAUUCCUGACCUGGACUUAGCUCCAAAGCAGAAGGACGUUGUGGGUUCGCAGGAGAGGGACGGCAAAGUCAGGUGCAGAGCAGAAGGCCCGGCAAGAAAAAAGAUGAAACCCGCCAAAAGUAGACGAGUGCUUAGGUCCAGAGCAAACCGAGUGCAGCGAAGACAUCUAGCGAGGAAAGCGAAAAGAGGUCCAUCGGAGAAGCGAAAGGAGCCCGCCGCUGCUCAGGAACGACAGACCGACAACACAAAGGAGGCGGACGCAGCUGAAACCCAGCAGGAAGGAAGUGAAAGUCAAGGGAACAAGCAGGUGGAUGAACACAGUAGUUCUGAAGACACCAAACCGACCCUGGAUUUUAAGAUCCGCCUGAAGAGAAGAAGAGGCCGAGUGUGGGAAAUGCAGAGCGAAAACAUGCCGCUAAAGGCGGAGAAAGGAGACGACGUGGUGCCGUGUGAUCCUUUCAAAGCCAUCAUGGAUUCUGUGUCCAUUCUGAACAUGGAGAUGGAGGCAGCUCAGGCUCAUGUGCACGCCAGCAAGAAGUCACGGAACCGGUUGCACCGCUUGAAAAGGAGGGCGGAGAAAAUGAGCGGAAAACAAGUUUCCGGUUCAGCUGCAGCUCGCCAAGCGCCUGCCAGAUCCCCUGAACGCACCGGGCCGAGAGACUCUGUCAACGGAAGAGUGGCCAAUAAGGAGACGUUCGCGGGAUCGCAGCAGCUUUCAGGAUCAACAGAGAACCAAAAUGGUGGCGGUGUUGCAUCCCCAUUGAUGGGGCGUGAAACAAAAACGGAGGAUCGAUUUCUAAAUAAUUGCUGCCUGUUUGAAAGUGGGUUGGAACCAAAGCUGGAGUCCAAAUUAGACGAUAUUUCAUUACCAGUAAUCAAAUUACGGAGGAAAGUGGAGGAUAUUUGGGAGGUGGACAGCAAGGACGGUCUCCUGCAGCCUGACCGUGAGUCAGAACUCUGCAUUAAGAGGGAGAUCAGGGGUCUUGGGUCAGACAAAAAGCCUAAAGGAUGCACGGAUUGCAGUGCUUUCAAAGAGGAGAAACUGAACAGCAUCGCAGCCCCGCUGAAAACAGAACCGCCCUCCUUCACUCUGUCUCUGUCACCAUUAUCGCUUUCGUCGCCGGUCAGUGAAAGUAGAACGGAAGUCCCACCCUCUGCUGCAGAGAGAACCGCCGAUAGGUCUGAGAUGAACAGCGGAGGCAGGAAACCCAGGCACAAAAUGGAGAGACCGCGCAGGUGUGCGCCUGUGGAAGCCCCGCCCACCUGCCUGAGUCACACGCUCCAGCAAAUCGACAACAGCCUGUCCAGGCUCUCCGAGGGCUUGUGUUCCUCUCAGACGUUGGAGAAGCCGGCGGACGGCUCCUCGGAUUCCAACUCUGUGGUCCAGCCGUCGUCGCAGUCUCCUCUGUUCGCGGCUGCAGAAAACAUGCUUUCUGCUGAGCCCAGCUUCACCAACUGCUGUGAGGACAUCCUAGACUUUCAGUGUCUGAACUUUGAGGGGUAUUAUCAGCCACAGAGCAUGCUGCCGUCGUCUCCGUCAGACCUGUGUUCCCUGGAUCCACCCACCGAUCCCUUUAGCAGCCCGCUCUCCCACAGCCCGGCUGACACAUGGACCACAGAAACGCCGUACCUCGGCCCGCCCAGUCCAGGAAAUAACUUCACUAGUGAGGAUUUGCAGUUUUUUCCGGGCCUCAUUUCUUCUAAAAGUGAAGCUGCCGCUUUGGAAUGUGAAGCCAGAGAGGCAGCUAAAGACAGAAACCCUCUCAAUCCCACUUUUGGCUUCGUGGGAAACUCCGACUUGACCACAAAGGAUCGAAUUAUUAGCAAAAACCUUGCAACGAGAUCUAGAGAGGACCUCAAAACACAGUCUGUGUCUGUGGCCGGCAAGCCUCGUUUGUUUGGUUCCACCCCGUCUUCUGCUAUGCCUCAAAAUCCUGUUACUUUGACCCAACCAUCCAUCAGCAUCCGGCCCAGCACCAGCCAGUGUAAAAGCCAGUCCAACCUCAAAAGCCACGGGCCUUUCCAUCGCAUGACCAUUCCGGGAAAACCCCAGUCGUUCCCAACCGGUCAGUCGAGCACAGCUAGAGCUUCACCUCAAACGUCCAACAGAUUCCUCAGUCCUCAACUUUUGUCUGUGAAAAACCCCAAUCCUCCCGAAAGUCCAUACAGUUUCCAGGAGAAGUCCUCCACGGUUAUCCACAGGGUUUUGAAGUUUCAGGGGGGGAACCAGACGCAGAACUUAUACAGCGCACCUAGCAAAGACACUAUGGCUGCUGCUGACCCGUCUGUCACGGCCAGGACACAUGCUGCUAAAUCAGGUGUUGGCGAGAAGCCCCAUGAGGCCUACGGCAUUGGUGGUCAUCAAAAGAGCAUCAACUCUCUUCACGGGUUCGGUUCUUCCAACAAUCACAGCAGGCCCAGCCUUCAUUUCAACAAAAGCAGUUCUUCCAUUUCACAACCUGUCAACGCAAGGAAGAUGUCUUCGGACAAACAAGACGAAGCCAACAUGACGUACAAAAACUUCUCUGCGAUGCCGAGAUCCUUCGUGUUUCCCUGCAAAGACAGCUACGCCUCACUGCACGAGAAGAGCUUGAAGCUGGAUAAGCCCAGCAUGCCAACCUCUGAGAAGAACCAGCCGUGUUACACCCAACAGGACCCCUUUGAUUACAGCUUUGGGUCGUCGCUUUCGUCCAUGACUCAGCACAGCAGCCCCCAGGUGAUCCAGAGCACACCCCCUUCCACGCCAGCACCAGCAAACAAGAGCCAGUCCUCAACGUCCUCCUCUUUCCCUUACGGCUACCAAGGUCCUCCGUACGUGCUGAACUUCAGCGGAGACCACUCACUGACUCUGGGUCUCAGGGACGGGGCUGAAGGCUAUCCGGGCUUCGGCUCCACAAACUACACCUACCACUGCCUGAUGGAGCCUUCAGGAACUCAAGGGCGGCUGGUUCUGGAGCCGUGCGGACCCCAGCUCUCCAACGCAGCUAAUUUAGGUAUUUUUUCAGGUCUCAAGAGUCAAGAUGACCACUGCAGGAAAGACCUGCAGCAGUGCCAGCCCGGAGAAAACCAGGCCACGUCACACUACGGUCCAGUCCUAACAUCCCACUCUAUGGGCGCCACAAAACCCAAGAGGGUGAGGCUGGUGGUGACGGACGGUACGGUCGACCUGGACCUCCAGUACUCCGACUGACAGCCGUCAGUUUGCCACAGAAAUGUUUUUGUAAGCAACCGUGGGCUUCGCCAGCGGUACUGUUUUCCAAUGUGUUAUUUCAAUAGACUGUUAUUGUAUAAAUGGUUCUAGAGGGUUUUAUGUAACGCGGGUUUAUCCGAGUGUUUUUCUGGUUUAAUAAGAAGUCCACUACAGUUCACUCAGAAAAACCAAACGCAGGAAGAAUACUCAGCAUUACAUCCGUAUGUGACGGGGUGAAGGUGAAAUCCCCCUCUGCUGUACUGUAACAUAGUCGUGUGAAUUUUCUCCACGCCGUUUGGCGGCCACCGCUGUUUGCUGGUACUUGUUUUGGGGGUUUAAAAAGGCAGCUUUGUGCCUCGGUCUUUGAUAUAUUCGUGACUUUUUGAAGCAACUGUUGAGAUAACGCCGACCCUUCGUUUUUUUUUUUAAUACUUUGUUUUUUUCUUUUCUCAAAUUGUGUGUAAUUUUGUGUGAGAACGUGCAUGCUUUUGGUUGGUAGAACGUGUCCGACCCCAGGACUUUAGUAGUGGUGCAAAAGGACAAAGCCAGUGCAGGAAAAGUGUUACGAAUUGAGCUGUAAGAAGAUAUUCUGGGACAUGUCAUCUGGGUGCAGAUGGGUUUAAUGAACGACACUUUUCAGCAUCUGUUAUCUGGGGACCAGAGGGGGGAAAUACAUUCAUUCCACUUUCCACAAUCUGAAAGGCAAAAUAAAGAAAAUAUUCAAUGUUUCCGUUGCAUCCAAAGUGUGACAAUCCUCCUUAUUUAUUUGUUUUCCCCCAAAUAGACCGAAGAAAGCUUUGGUUUGUUUGUUGCCUGCAGUAGUUACAAACGGUGAUCUUGUGAGCGGAGUUAUUAGCUUGUGAGGGUCGAGUGCGAUUCCCCCUCUUCGUCAUUGCAUUCUGUCUGUCUGUCGGUUGGUGUCAUGUGACGAGGGUGUUCAGUGUGACUGCACAGCCUUACAUUACUAACAUUCAUGUACUGUCUUGAAAUGGAAAGGCCAAUUAUUUAUUUUAAUAUUCUCACUCUUGAAAAGGUGCUUUGAUGUAAUUUAUAUUUCACGUUGAUUGCUGAAACUAGUCAAUGAUUUUGUUUUUGUUAUUAUUAUUUAAUGGGACAAAAUGAUAUUUACAUUGAGUAUUUAAUUUUUAAACCUUUGAAAUUUUAUCCAGUUUUAAAGUGUUGCAGAGAAGCUAGUUCCUUUUUUUAAUUGGCUGUUAGUCUGACUGGAAGUCUGCUGUAGAAAUGUAUAAAUGUAGCCUAUAACAUUAAAGACACUUAAUUCUUUUUAUGCAUCUUUAUCUCUGACUUUUUAUUUCAUUUCCAUGAGUGUAAGUUAUCAUAAAAAACAAGUAUAUUAUAUUUAUAAUACGUUCAAAUUGAUGCAACGCAUGGUUUAGUGGUGUUUAGAAUAUUUAGGUGUUUAGUGGUAUUUGGAUGACAUUUUAGGUCUUGAAAAGUCUCAAGCAUAGGUUCUGGUUGGCAAUUAUUUAUAAGAAGCAGUAAAUGUUUAUAAUGUUUAUAUUGUGUAAAAAAUAACAUUAAAGAUGCAUUUUUUCAACUA